AUGAACUCAACCACCAUCUCCAAAGAGGCCAGCACCCAGUUCUCAUCAUCUACAACCAGCCAAGGCUAUGUUUUACCAGAAGGCAAAAUCAUGCCAAACACCAUUUUUGUUGGUGGAAUCGAUGUUAGGAUGGAUGAAACCAAAAUUAGAAGUUUCUUUGCUAGAUAUGGUUCAAUAAAAGAAGUGAAGAUAAUCACGGAUCGAACUGGUGUGCCCAAAGGCUAUGGAUUUGUUUCGUUUUAUAAUGACGUGGAUGUCCAGAAGAUAGUAGAAUCACAGAUAAGUUUCCAUGGUAAAAAGCUGAAACUGGGCCCUGCAAUCAGGAAACAAAAUUUCUGUGCUUAUCAUGUGCAUCCACGUCCUUUGGUUUUUAAUACACCACCACCACCACACUUUCAGUGUCUCUGGAGCAGUCACAACCCUGUAGGUUACAUGCAGCCUCCAACCAUGAUGCAUCCUAUAACUCUGUAUGUGCAGGCAUAUCCUUAUCAAAGUUCACCAGUUCAGGUCAUCACUGAUUAUCAGCUGCCUGUAUAUAAUUACCAGAUGCCACCACAGUGGUCUGAUGGGGAACACAAUAGUUAUGUUAUUCCACCUCUGACUUAUACAGCUGUUAACUACUACCACUGUAAUGAAGUUGACCCAGGAGCUGAAAUUUUGACAAGUGAAUGCUCCAUUCGUGAAGCAACUGCAUCCUCUGGAAAUGGCCCACAAAAGAAAUCUGUGGACCAAAGAAUACAGACAGUGGUAUCUUGUCUAUUUAAUCCAUAG
Messenger RNA from Manis pentadactyla (Chinese pangolin), 771 nucleotides. Its product is annotated as deleted in azoospermia-like. Bases 1 to 771 code for a protein of 256 amino acids. The record is from RefSeq and is a predicted model, not a curated record. Gene Ontology annotation, molecular function: protein binding; mRNA 3'-UTR binding. Lineage: Eukaryota; Metazoa; Chordata; Mammalia; Pholidota; Manidae. The transcript is spliced from 9 exons.